Molecule: messenger RNA, 2901 nt
Organism: Parnassius mnemosyne (clouded apollo)
Lineage: Eukaryota; Metazoa; Arthropoda; Insecta; Lepidoptera; Papilionidae
Source: the annotation of a GenBank genome assembly
AUGGAUAACGUAACUAAAAAUAGUCUAAGCAUUUAUUAUCAAAAUGUCCGCGGGCUUCGUUCGAAAACAACGGUAUUUUUCCGUAAUUUAUGCAUGAGCACUUACGACAUUAUAAUCCUCACGGAAACGUGGCUAUUUGAUGGAAUUUUCGACUCAGAAUUAUUCGAUGAUAGAUAUAUUGUGUGGAAGCGUGAUCGCGAUUAUAGUUUGACCCAUCAAACACGAGGAGGCGGUGUAUUAAUAGCUAUACAUAAAUGGCUCGCCUGCACACUACAACCAACAUAUUUUUCUACCGCUGAAGACUUAUGGGUGACGUUAACAUUACACAAUAAUAAACCACAUAUCAAAACAAAUUUGCAUAUAUGUGUGCUAUACCUAUGUAGUCAAAAUACUGGUAAUAGUUUCUCUGUGCAACUAAAAAAUUUUUUAACUAACCUAGAACGAUUUAUUUCAACAUAUCCUGAUGAUAGGUUUUUAGUGGCAGGCGACUUCAACUUAAGUGCUAUAUCAUGGCUUCCCAAUGGUGAUCAUUUUGUACCAACGGGAAAUAAAACAUUUGACGAAAAUUUACUAGUUGACGAACUAAAUCUUUUGGGUCUAAAUCAAUAUAACGGCGUUGUGAACGCACAUGGUAAAAUUUUAGACUUAGUCCUGUCAAACUUUACUCAGGUAGUCUCCAGCUGUUGUGACCCUCUUGUUCCCAUUGAUCUACACCACGGGGCACUCCUAAUUGAAUCUCAUCUUCUUGAUUUCAUACCACUAAGGCCUGCCCCUCGCAAUAGGUUUCUGUACAACAAAGGCGACUAUACAUCAAUCAAUGCUGAGCUGCUCAAAAUCGAUUGGGCUAGCGAAUUUCAUCCAAGAACGGUAGAUGAAUGCGUCGAUUAUUUCUACUCAACAUUCCAUAUUUUGAGAGAUAAAUUUAUUCCAUCCAAAACUAUUGUUAAACAUCAAUACCCACGUUGGUACUCUCUAGCGUUAAUUAAGGUGAUCAAGGAACAAUACAAAUAUCAUAAAAAAUUUAAAAUUUACAAUAAUCGCAGUGAUUAUGAGUCUAUGAAAUUACUUCGAGUUAGGGCGAAAGCCUUAGAGUGUAAAUGUUACACUGACUACUUAGCAUCUGUUGAAAACUCUAUUACCAAGAACCCUAAAAACUUCUGGAGUUUUACAAAAUCACGCUCGAAUUCAAACGUUAUGCCUAGUACUCUUUUUUAUAACCAUGAAGUAGUCAAAACUGGCAGCAGCAUUUGUGAAGCGUUCUCAGAUUACUUUAGUUCCAACUUCUUGGAUGAUACUAGUACACAGCCCACCUGCGAUCCUGCCCAUACUGACUAUCCACCUUCUAUUGCGGAUAUCUCCAAAAUCUACGUCAGUGAACAAACUGUCCUCAAUCUCUUGCUCAAACUUGACCAAUGUAAAUCUGCUGGUCCAGAUCACCUGCCGGCCGUAUUUUUAAUAAAUUGCGCAAGGUCACUAGUAACGCCUGUAACUCUCCUAUUUAAUAAGUCUCUAGCAGAAUGUACUGUUCCUGCUAUCUGGAAAUCGGCCUUCAUCACUCCAAUACACAAAAAGGGCUCUAGAGAUCAGGUUAAUAACUACAGGCCUAUUUCCAAGUUAUGCAUACUAAGUAAAGUCCUCGAAAAAAUAGUGCACUCUCAAUUAUAUUUAGCUAUUAGACAAUCACUUCACGACUUUCAGCAUGGUUUCCUCCCCGGUAGAUCUACCGUCACGAACCUUGCUCUUCUCAAUGACUUUCUUACUGAUUCCAUGGAUAAAGGCCAUCAAAUUGAUGUCAUCUAUACUGAUUACAGUAAGGCCUUCGACCGGAUUAACCAUAGUCGCCUCCUAUACAAGCUUAAAUGUGUCGGCAUAAGCGGAGACUUACUUCGCUGGUUUUCCUCGUAUAUUGAGAACAGAACACAAGCUGUAGUGGUAAAUAAUUACAUUUCUAGCUGGGUUAAAAUCCCCAGUGGUGUUCCCCAGGGCUCGCUACUGGCACCUUUACUCUUUGCUAUUUUUGUUAAUGAUAUCAACAACUGUCUGUGUAACUCUCGUCUAUUAUGUUUCGCAGAUGACAUGAAAAUUUUUUCAAAUAUUUCCUCAUUAAAAGACGCAGAAGCAUUACAAAAUGACUUGAGAAACCUACUUGAUUAUUGUACCUAUAACCAUCUCGAUCUCAAUCCUACGAAAUGCUCAGUUGUUACAUUUAGCCGUAAACCCAAUAAAUUGCUGUACGAUUACCAUAUUGGAGGCCAAUCGUUGUCCAGAGAUGAUUCCGUACGCGACUUGGGAGUUAUACACGACUCGAAACUUCUGUUCGAUAAACAUAUCGAAAAUAUAAUUGGCCGGUCUACCAGAGCCUUAGGGUUUGUGAUGCGUUGCUCUAAAAACUUUAAACAAAUUAAAACAUUGAAAAUUUUGUAUUGUUGUUACGUAAGAAGUAUUUUGGAAUAUGCAUCACAGAUAUGGAACCCUCAAUAUAAAACCUAUAUAUCUCGAAUUGAACGUAUCCAGAUGAAAUUCAUUAAACACCUUUGCUACCGAGUAAAUGACCACUACAACUCUAACCACUACUAUGAUAAGUGUAGAAAGUUCCACCUCUUACCACUCGAGAUGCGAAGGCAAAUAGCAGAUAUUACCUUCCUACUUAAGAUAGCUUCAAGCGAGAUUGACUGUCCAGAUCUACUUGAGAAGUUAAAUAUCAAAAUUCCAAAAAAUGUUAGACGAAAGGUCCCACUAUUACUACCCGCAACAAAGACUAAUUAUAGGCAGAAUAGUUAUAUGUACCGUGCGAGCAAGUAUUUUAAUACUGUAUCCCAAUUGUUUAAUUUAGACCUAUUCAACUCAAGUAUCAUUUCGGCGAGACGAGUUCUGAGUAAGCCAUUUUUCAAUUCUAGCUGA